Molecule: messenger RNA, 1653 nt
Organism: Cokeromyces recurvatus
Lineage: Eukaryota; Fungi; Mucoromycota; Mucoromycetes; Mucorales; Mucoraceae
Exons: 8
Coding region: 1-1653 (550 amino acids)
Biological process (GO): protein folding
Molecular function (GO): alpha-tubulin binding
Source: RefSeq, a predicted model, not a curated record
AUGUCAUAUUCUAUUCCAGAUACAAUUCAUAUUGGAUCCCGAAUUCAAAUUGAAAAUGAAAGAGCUACGGUCAAAUUUAUUGGUGUAGUAGGUAAUUCAAAAGGUGAAUGGUUAGGGAUUGAAUGGGAUAAUCCUCUUCGUGGGAAACAUGAUGGUACUCAUGAGCAAGUAAACUAUUUUAGUUGCAGAUAUCCUACUUCUGGAUCAUUUAUUCGUUAUCAUCCAAAAAAGAUAUCAACAGGCAUUUAUUUCUUGACAGCGUUAAAAGAUAAAUAUUUAGAAGAUUUUGAAGGAGAAUAUGAUGAAUCAAAAGAUCGCGGAGAACUAUAUUGGGGAGGAAAUAAGAGUAUUAAAGUAGAAACCUAUGGUUUCAAAAAGAUUCAACAAUCUCAAAGACAGUUGAGUAAUUUAAAGGUGGUUGGUUUAGCAGAACAGCUUAUUGCUUUUGCAGGUGCAACAAACGAAAUUAAGAACACAGAAUUAGCAAUUGAGGAUUUGGAUUUAUCUAGAAAUCUUAUUUCAAACUGGGAAACAGUUUCUGAAAUAGUAUCUCAAUUACCUCGAUUAGAAAUCUUAAGAAUCAAUCAGUUACGAUUGACAAGCCCACAACCAAUACAAAAGUUUAAUUUAGACAACCUAAAAACAUUAGCAUUAAAUCAAACAUUAAUAUCAUGGAAAGAUGUCGAAAUACUUGCAACCUCAUUAUUACAAUUGGAAGAUUUACAAUUAGGUGGAAAUGAAAUUAGUGAGUUAAGCAGUGUCAACUUUCCUCAGUUAAAAUGUUUGAAUUUAGAAAAUAACCUAAUUCACGAUUGGAAAGAAGUUCUUAAACUUGGAACAUUACCAAAGUUACAGACAUUAUUUUUAAAUGAUAAUCAACUUCAAAUCAUUGAAAAGCCUAUAGGAUUAUUCAAAGAAUUAUCUUUUCUACGUAUUGAACGCAAUAGGAUUGAUAAUUGGGAUAGCAUAGAUGCAUUGAAUUAUUUCCAAAACUUGACUAAGCUUAGAUGUAAAGAAAAUCCGAUUUUUAAAGAAUUAGAUAAAGAAAUAGAAACAGCACAGGUUGUUGGAAGAAUUAAGAACCUAUCAAAUGUUAAUGGUAACACGGUAAAGUAUGUUUGUAUUUCAAAGAAAAAGGAAGAGGGUCUAAUUGGUAUAAAGUUAACACAUAGGGAACGUAUAGAUUUAGAACGUUACUAUAUUAAAUUAUGUACAAAAGAUGGCUCAAGUCAUGAAGCUAUUGCUUUAAUUCAUCCUCGAUAUAAUGAAUUAUGCGCAAAUCAUGGACAACCUGAUUUAGAAAUACAAUCAAAAGGACCUUCAAUAGCAUUGAAAGAUCGAUUGAUCAAUCUAACAUUAACACAAAGGAAAGUUGUUGAUUUGACGUCUAUUAAAUUUCAAAAACAUCUUCCAGCUGUUUCAAAAUCAAUGACAAAAAAAUUUUUACCAACAAUGACUGUAAGGAAUACAAAACAUAUCAUUCAACGCUUACUAAAGAUACCGGCAACGAAACAAGCUUUGUAUUUAUUACAGCCAAUAUUAAAUAACAAGGACCAUGAUUUGAUGGUGAUGGAAAUUACAGAUGAUUUGAGAGAUUUAAAGUUUUACGGUAUAAAUGAUGGAGAUGAAAUAUUAGUUUUAGAAAAUGAAUAA